UAACAGCUAGCAGUACAAUUUAAUUUCUAUAUAUAACAUAGCUCGGAGUUGUUCUUUCAUCAGCAAACGUUUUCUUCUAACAACUCUCAUAAAAGGUUUCAGAAGAGAAAAAUGAUGAUGAUGGGGGAAACAUGGUCUCAACUAGGCUCACUGAUUGCGACCGCAAUGUUUCUUUGGGCCAUGUUUGACAAAUAUUUCCCUCACCAUCUUCGUAGCCUAAUCCUAAGUCAUACUAAGAAAUUGACUAGUUUCGUGUACCCUUAUAUCCAAAUUAAGUUCCCUGAAUUCACUGGCGAGUAUCUUAAGCGCAGUGAAGCCUAUGCUGCUAUUGAAACAUACCUCAGUAGCAAGUCCUCCAGCGAAGCUAAAAAUCCUAGAGCAGUAGUUGUCAAAGACAGCAGUCAACCUGUACAACUGAGCAUGGAUGAGAACGAAGAAGUUACAGAUGAAUUUGAAGGCAUGAAGGUUUGGUGGGGUGUAAAGAAAAUCCCCCCAAGAACACAGUCAUUUUCUUUCUACCCAGAGAUGGAGGAGAAGAGGUAUUACAAGCUCACUUUCCAUAAAUCUCACCGAGGAACUCUCUGUGGGAAAUACAUCAAUCAUGUCCUGCAAGAAGGAAAAGCAAUAACGGUGAGAAAUCGACAAAGGAAGCUGUGCAUCAACAAUCCUAGUCAGAAUUGGGGUGGCUACAGGUCAACCAAAUGGAGCCAUAUCACUUUUGAGCAACCAGCAAGUUUUGACACUUUGGCCAUGGGCUCGAAGAAAAAGGAAGAAAUCAUCAAUGACCUUAUUAAGUUCAGGGAGGGAAAAGAGUAUUAUGCUAAGAUUGGCAAGGCCUGGAAGCGUGGCUAUCUUCUCUAUGGUCCUCCCGGAACUGGUAAGUCUAGCAUGAUUGCUGCUAUGGCUAACUACUUGAACUAUGACACCUAUGAUCUUGAAUUGACAACGGUUAAGGACAACACGGAGCUGAGGAGGCUUUUAAUCGAGACGACAAGUAAGUCUAUUAUUGUGAUUGAAGAUAUUGAUUGCUCACUUGAUCUUACGGGUCAACGAAAAAAGAAAAAGGAGCAAGAGAAGGAUGAGGAAAAGAAGGACCCCGCUAGUAAAAUGGCCAAAGGAGAAGAAGAAAGUAGUAGUAAGGUCACUCUCUCUGGUUUGUUGAAUUUUAUAGAUGGGCUUUGGUCAGCUUGUGGGGGAGAGAGGAUCAUUGUUUUCACCACUAAUUAUGUGGAAAAGCUUGAUCCAGCUCUCAUUAGGAGGGGACGUAUGGACAUGCACAUAGAAAUGUCCUAUUGUGGCUUUGAAGCAUUCAAGGUUCUUGCCAAGAAUUAUUUGGAUGUUGACUCACAUGAAUUGUUUGCGACCAUUGACCAUUUGUUGGAGGAAACUGAUAUGACUCCUGCUGAUGUUGCUGAGAAUUUGAUGCCUAAGUCACAGAAUGAAGAUGCUGAGACUUGUUUAAAGAAAUUGAUUGAAGCUAUUAAGACGGCCAAAGAGGAAGCAACAAAGAAGGCUGAGGAAGAGGCACGGUUAAAGGCAGAGAAAGAAGAGAAAGAGAAGCAUGAAGAUACUCAAGAAGAUGUGAAAGUUGAUGAGUCGUUAGCUAAAGAUGUCAAAGAGAAUGGUGUUGAUGUUGUGAAAGAUGACAAGACAUUGGGUAAAGAGGUGAAAGAAAAUGGAGUCACCGCCUGAAGUAAACUAGGAUACAAUUAUGACUGAAUUUGUUCCUGUGUGCUCUGCAUUAUGCAUAUUAAAAGCCAUCAUAUGCUAUAUUGAUGCUUGAAGAAUGUGAAAAGAUGUGUAAUAGUACUAUGGCGGUUAGAACUACUGGUCUACUAGGCUGUAGCGUGUAGAUGUUUGUAUGAUUUUAGUUUGUUUAAUAAGAAUUACUCUGUUCCUAUAAGAUUCAAUAAGAACUACUUUGUUCCGAUAAAAUAUGAAUCAAGCGGGACUCAUCACCUUACCAUAC
Quercus robur (English oak) is the source of this 1969-nucleotide messenger RNA. RefSeq names its product AAA-ATPase ASD, mitochondrial-like. The transcript has 2 exons. The record is from RefSeq and is a predicted model, not a curated record. Bases 112 to 1692 code for a protein of 526 amino acids. Lineage: Eukaryota; Viridiplantae; Streptophyta; Magnoliopsida; Fagales; Fagaceae. Gene Ontology annotation, molecular function: ATP binding; ATP hydrolysis activity.